Molecule: messenger RNA, 1094 nt
Organism: Moneuplotes crassus
Lineage: Eukaryota; Ciliophora; Spirotrichea; Euplotida; Euplotidae
Source: the annotation of a GenBank genome assembly
AUGGACCAAGGCAAAAAGAUCGUCCUCGUGACUGGAGCCACAGGCUACAUUGGCAAUUGGGUCAUUGUUAAAUUACUGAAGAAGGCCAUCUAUGAAGUCAGAGCAUUCGUCAGAGAAAAAGAAGAUGACCAGACUUUAGAUGCGUUCAUGGAAGCCCUCGACCAGAAGUGACCUGGAUAUACUGAUUUUAGCAUUGUGAAAGGCGAUAUUCUGGAUUAUGAGUCUGUCAAGAAAGCUGUUGAAGAUGUAACAUAUGUCAUUCAUCUUGCUUGUCCAUCUUCUCUAUCUAAACAAGAUGGAAUGGAGGAAUAUAUUAAUGAAUGUGUUGUUGAUGGAAACUUAAAUAUUCUUCAAGCAUGAGCAGAAUCUUACGUAAAGAGAGUAGUUAUUACAUCAUCAAGUGAUACAAUGAUAGAUUUUAACAAAGGCGAAGGUAAAUUCUACCACGAUACCUUAGCACAAGAUCAUCCCUUGCUUACACCAAUCGGUAGGAGCAAAAUAAAGGGUGAAAAAGCAGCAAUUUAUUUUACAAAAACUCUGGAAGAUGAGCAAAUAAGGCCUUUUGAGCUAAUAAUUCUAAAUCCUUCUUUAGUCAUCGGUGCCCCUCUUCUUCCUGAGAUUAAAGGACUAGGAGUAUUCAUCUUGAAAUAAUGUAAUGGAGCCAGGAGUCCCAAGGAUGCAUGGACAAAUUCUAAAUUUAGUCCAUGUAAAGGACGUUGCUCAAGCUCAUUUGAAUGCCCUUGAGAGAGGUGAUAAUUUCGAGAGAUAUCCUCUCUGAGCAGGAUCCAUUAAGAUGAAGAAAGUGAUAGCAUUGAUUAAAUAAGGAAUUUGAGUCAAGCAAACUUGGAAUACCAACAAGAGGAUACAGCAAAUGGAGAUUGUGGUUUCUGAGCAUAUUUGAUAAGAAUUAUGAGAGAUUGUACGAAAGAUGGAAUAUAACAUCAGAGCUAGAUGGUGAAGAAGCUAAGAAAACAUUACAUAUUAAGAAAUACAAGAAUAUACAGGAUAGUAUUAUAGAGACAUGUCAAUUCUUGAUCAAGAACAAUCUUGUUAAGAGGCCUUUUGUCUUACCUCUUCUUAAGCAAAACCAAUAA